CUGUCGCUGGAGGGGGCCAUCGCCCAGAGGCUGCGGCAGCUGCAGGGCUGCCCCCAGACACCUGCGCCCGCCCCCUGCCUGUGGCCCCAGCUGGAGCUCCACCCUGGGCUCCUGGAUAAGAACUGCCACCUGCUUCGGCUCUCGUUCGAGGAGCAGCAGCCCCGGAAGGACGCUGGGAAAGACCGAGCCGGUAGCCAGGGAGGCGAGGAGACCCAGAGCCAGGAGGAGGAUGUGGCCAAGGUCGAGAGACAGAGCGGGGCCCAGCCCCAGGGCAGGGACGGAGCCCAGACCCCGAAAGAGGAUAACGCCCCAAUGCCCCGAGAAGACGGGGCUCAGACCCGGGACGAGGAGCAAGCCCCAACGCCCCGAGAAGACGUAGGAUCCCAGACCCAGAGGGGAGGCAGAUCCAACAAGAAGAGGAAGUUCAAAGGCAGAUUCAAGUCCAUUUCCCGGGAGUCCAGCCCCGCCCCUGGGCCAAACCUGGAAGGCUCUGGCCUCCUCCCCAGGCCCUUCUUUUCCUGCAGCUUCCCCACUCGCAUGCCUGGAGAUAAGCGGUCCCCCCGGAUCACUGGGCUCUGUCCCUUUGGCCUCCGGGAGAUCCUGGUGGCCGACGAGCAGAACCGGGCGCUGAAACGCUUCUCCCUCAACGGCGACUACAAGGGCGCGGUGCCGGUCCCCGAGGGCUGCUCCCCUUGCAGCGUGGCUGCUCUGCAGGGCGCCGUGGCCUUCUCGGCUGGCGCCCGGCUCUAUCUCAUCAGCCCCGACGGCGAGGUGCAGUGGCGCCGGGCCCUGAGCCUCUCCCAGGCCAGCCACGCGGUGGCCGCCCUGCCCAGCGGGGACCGCGUGGCCGUCAGUGUGGCGGGCCACGUGGAGGUGUACAACAUGGAGGGCAGCCUGGCCACCCGCUUCAUCCCCGGGGGCAAGGCCAGCCGGGGCCAGCGGGCGCUGGUCUUCCUGACCACCAGCCCCCAGGGCAAUUUUGUGGGGUCGGACUGGCAGCAGAAUAGCGUGGUGGUCUGCGACGGGCUGGGCCAGGUGAUGGGGGAGUACCGGGGCCCGGGCCUGCACGGCUGCCAGCCUGGCUCCGUGUCUGUGGAUAAGAAAGGCUACAUCUUUCUGACCCUUCGCGAGGUCAACAAGGUGGUGAUCCUGGACCCGAAGGGGUCCCUUCUUGGAGACUUUCUGACCGCCUACCAUGGCCUGGAAAAGCCCCGGGUGACCACCAUGGUGGAUGGCAGGUACCUGGUUGUCUCCCUCAGUAACGGGACCAUCCAUGUCUUUCGGGUCCGUUCUCCUGACAGUUGAGGAGGCUAAGACAGGGGGAGAGGGGAGCGGGGAGGGGGGAG
Carlito syrichta (Philippine tarsier) is the source of this 1346-nucleotide messenger RNA. RefSeq names its product tripartite motif containing 56 (gene TRIM56). Gene Ontology annotation, biological process: negative regulation of translation; protein polyubiquitination; proteasome-mediated ubiquitin-dependent protein catabolic process. The annotation marks the transcript as partial. The record is from RefSeq and is a predicted model, not a curated record. NCBI's taxonomy places the organism in Eukaryota, Metazoa, Chordata, Mammalia, Primates, Tarsiidae. The transcript has a single exon. Gene Ontology annotation, molecular function: ubiquitin protein ligase activity; translation repressor activity.